Armigeres subalbatus is the source of this 2261-nucleotide messenger RNA. It is a transcript of the gene Upf3, whose product is annotated as regulator of nonsense transcripts 3B. Gene Ontology annotation, biological process: nuclear-transcribed mRNA catabolic process, nonsense-mediated decay; positive regulation of translation. Gene Ontology annotation, cellular component: nucleolus; cytoplasm. NCBI's taxonomy places the organism in Eukaryota, Metazoa, Arthropoda, Insecta, Diptera, Culicidae. The record is from RefSeq and is a predicted model, not a curated record. The transcript has 2 exons. Bases 187 to 2244 code for a protein of 685 amino acids. Gene Ontology annotation, molecular function: mRNA binding.
AUCAAAAUUUGACAGUUCGAUAUGCAAAAUAAAGAAAAUCAUUUUGCUGCAAUUUUUUGCCAACUUUUAUUCAAUAAAACUUUUAAUAUCCGUUCUUAUUUUCCAUUCAAUUUUUAGUUUUAAAAUACGUUCACUGGUAUAUUUUCUUUUGCGUACAUAAGUAAUGCAAGUUAACUAGUGCAAAUCAUGUCCACAACCGUGGAACAAAACGAGAAGCCGGAAGCACGAGGUGGUAAAGCAAAGGGCAGAGGGGGAUCUGAGGAAUCCGAUGGCACCCGUCCAUCCGGCAGUGGCCUCUCCAAGGGGAUGGGAUCCUCAGCCACAGAACCAUCGGAAGUGCUGGGAAAGAAUAAAGCCACAAAAAAGGAGAAGAAGGAUGGCAAUAAACGGAGCAAAAAGUCUAAAAAGGAAGUUUCCAAGCCACUGACGAAGGUAAUCAUCCGUCGGCUGCCCCCAUCUAUGGACGAGGAAACUUUCCGGCGACAGAUUGAGCCGAUGCCGGAACAUGACGAUUUUUAUUUCGUUUCCGGCGAUUGGUCCCUCGGCAAGAAUGCAUCUUCGAGGGCGUACAUCAAUUUUACCCGGGCGGAGGACAUCUACCUAUUCAAGGACAAGUUCGACGGAUACAUCUUCGUCGAUGCCAAGGGGGUGGAGUUUCCGGCGGUUGUUGAAUUUGCUCCCUUUCAGGAACUGCCAAGGAAUCGUUCGCGGAAGAAAGACGUAAAAUGUGCAACGAUUGAGACGGACACCCAUUUUAUAGCAUUCAAAGAAGCACUGGAAGCCGAGGAAAAAGAUACGGCCGGGAAAAGUAAGAGCAAAUUGGAAUAUACUUACAAGAUCAAGGACGAAGAGAAAAUCACUUCGACCCCACUGUUGGAGUACAUCGCGCAGAAGAAGCAAGAAAAGCGAGACGAAAAACGCAAAAAGAUGGAAGAGAAGAAAAAGCAACGGAAAGAGGAACGCCAGAAAAAGAAUGUGAAAUCGAUUCCAGAUGCGAUCAAAGAGGAGAACACAAAAGAAGAGGAAAUUGUGGUUCGAACGGUUCCAUCGCGAUUGGAUCCGAAUCAGGGGAAAAAAGAUUUCGGUAGAAAGGGUAACGACAAAUUCGAAGGAAGCAAAGAUGGAAGAGAUAAAGAGAAAAGGCAAAGAAAUCGGAAAGAGAAAGAUAAGGAACGCGGAAGAGUUGAUAAAGAUGUUGGCGGUGACGGAGAACCUGAAAAGGGCUUAAGCCGAAAACAGGAGAGAGAUCGCUUGAGGAAGGAGAAGGAUAAAGCAAGAAAACAGGAAGAGAAGGAUAAAAAAGCCACUGGAGAGCUUCCAAAAAAAGAGAAGGAAAGUGGGCCUAAACAGGAGAAUCCGCCUCAAAAGACCAGCCCAGUUGAGGCCCCUAAAAAGGAAGUCAAAAAGUAUAGCGAGCGCAGGAAGGAAACCCGAGCUCGAGCUGAAACACGGCUCGCCGAACUCGAAGACAAAGACCGCCAGGAUGCCCUGAAUGCAGCGGGUAGUGACGAAUUCAAAUCGAUUACAGUUCCUAAAGUGGACAUCAAAAAAAGCAUUCUAACGCCCCAUGUCGCGCCGUUUAUUCCGAAAGAGAAAUCUACCAUAAUCCUCGGUGAAUCCUCAUUUACGCUUCCUCCGGCUUUUCCACAGAAAGCCAAUGUCACUAAUUCGCCACAGGCACAGGAAGAUUUAGCUACGACUGAGACAAACCAGGAGGCAUCUCCGCCUCCGGAAACACCUGCCCCAGAUAGCAGUAGCUCCGAUAAGAAGGUGGAAAUCGACGAAAAGCUCAAAGAAGCACGCGAAGCUCGAAAAAUUCGCAACAAGAAUCGUCCUUCGAUCGAGAUUUACCAGCCGAGAAAACGACUGGUUCCCGGUUCUGCUGCUACUGGAUGGAAGGAACCCAAGAGCGAAGAUGACAACAAGACGAAAGAGAAAACUGAUUCGGACCGAUCGUCGGAUAAAAGCGUCAAACCGGGGGGAUCCCAUGGGCAGAAGGACAGAGGAAAAAGGCACAAACUAACGAAAAAAGCGUCCGACAAAGAGAGGCCAAAGGACAGACGCACCAGGAGAAGGAAUUCCGGUGAAAUAGAAAAGGAAACCGGAUCCAGGAAAACUUCUAGAGAAGAGCCACAACCUCCGGCGGAACCUGUCACAACAUCGCAAGUUACGGAAAAACCAAUCGAAAAGAUUGAUGUCACGGAGGUCGUAGAAGUAAUGGAAGGCAUCAAACUUGAUUCGUAGAUUAUGGUUUCUUUUAC